CAUUCUCUUUCUCUCAUGUUUAAUACACUUCUUGUAUUGUUCUUUGUGCUGCAAGGAAAACCACGUUCUGCAGGUCGACUAGGUGACCCUUCUCCUCCCCCAGGAACAGCUCCAGUAGUUCCUGGUGGUAGUGCCGGGCUUCCAGUGACAGCUUCUGCCCCAAUUCCCCAGACAUCUACAAAUUCAGCUCAGCAGCCUCCUCCUCCUCCAUAUUAUGGAGGAGAACAACCAGCACAGUCUGCCCCUAACUGGUCUACUCCAUAUCCAAUGUAUUCCAUGAUGCCGAUGCCGUCUGGUUAUAAUCCAUACAAUCCUUUCAUGGCCUUUCCUCAGCCCUCUUACCCUGGUGGCUACCCGGUUCAGCCACCCCAAUAUUCCUACCCAGGACAACAACCUCCUCCACAAUAUCCACCACAACAUCCACCACCUCAACAAUCUAACUAUCCAGGGUAUACACAACCUCAAGCUCGUUGGCCCUGAGCUGCUUUACCCUUUUCAAAAAACAGAAAAUGGAAUUUGUAGCCAUUUUCAAUAUAUUGAGCUGGUCAAAUUUAGAAACCUUUCAAAUCUUUUAGUCUCUCUCUCUCAUAUACAUAUAUAUAUAUAUAUAUAUUUAUAUAUAUAUAUAUACACCUCUCUCUCUGUUCAAAUUGAAUAAGUUUUCAGUUUGUUCUAUAUAAUAUUUUACAUUAGCCGUUUAAAAUGAAAAAAAAUAAAUAAUAAAUGCUUUGUUCAUUUUUAUAUUUUAAUUAAACAUUAAUCAGUUAAAAAUAUAUAAUUACAGUCAAUUUUCUGAUAAAAAAUAAAAUCUUUUGCUUUAUUACAACUUUAAUUU
Molecule: messenger RNA, 835 nt
Organism: Octopus bimaculoides (California two-spot octopus)
Lineage: Eukaryota; Metazoa; Mollusca; Cephalopoda; Octopoda; Octopodidae
Product: programmed cell death 6-interacting protein
Biological process (GO): mitotic cytokinesis
Cellular component (GO): endosome
Molecular function (GO): protein binding
Source: RefSeq, a predicted model, not a curated record